Messenger RNA from Ziziphus jujuba (common jujube), 2438 nucleotides. RefSeq names its product patellin-3. The transcript has 4 exons. Gene Ontology annotation, molecular function: lipid binding. The record is from RefSeq and is a predicted model, not a curated record. The coding region runs from base 199 to 2139 and encodes 646 amino acids. NCBI's taxonomy places the organism in Eukaryota, Viridiplantae, Streptophyta, Magnoliopsida, Rosales, Rhamnaceae.
CCCACAUCCCCCACAUUUCCCAUCGUCAUCAUCAUCCCUCUCCACACUCUCUCUUUAUAAACUCUCUCCCCUUAUUCUCUCUUCUCCAUCACCAUUUCCCAUCUUCCCAAAAACUUCCCUCUCUCUCUCUCUCUCUCUCUCUCUCUCUCUCAAAUACCCUUUUCUUUUCUAGACUGUUAAUUUGCAGGCUUUUUAGCGAUGGUUGAAGAAGUGCAAAAGAGCACCCAAGAAGCAGUAGUGGCCCAAGUAGAAGAAGUUGUGGUGGUCGCUGAUCAGCAGGCCGAGAAAGAUGGCAAUGUUAAUAAUGCAGAGAAAGAGAAAGAGAAAGAUCCAGCAGUUGUAGAAACUACCAAAGAGGAAGCUAUGGAAUUAGUUAAGCCUGUUGAGGACUCUGCUGCUGCUGCUGCUGCUGCUGCUCCCGCUCCUGCUGAGACUGAUGAGAUACCAAAACCACCCCCUGAAACCAAUGAGGAGGAGGAGAAGAUCCCUGAAUCCACUUCGUUCGAGGAGGAGAGCAACAGGGUUGCUGAUCUUCCUGACCCUCAAAAGAAAGCACUUGAUGAGCUUAAACUGCUCGUUCAAGAGGCUCUCAACAACCAUGAAUUCACUGCACCAUCUUCAUCAUCAUCCCCUCCUAAGGUCCACACCAAACCAGAAGCAGUGAAGGAGGAGGAGGAGGAGGAGGACCAGAAAAAAGAGCCAGCUGUAGAAGAAGAGAAGCCAACCGAAGAAGCAGCACCGGCACCAGCACCAGAAGAUAAGCCGGAGAAACCAGCUGUAGCAGAACCAGAACCAGAACCAGCAGAAAAAGAGAAAGAGAAAACUGUUGCUCAACCUGCUGCAGCCGAGGUCAUUGAAGAGAAGGACGUGGCUGCUGCUGAUAAUAAUUCUGCUGAUGAUGAUGGUGCAAAGACCGUGGAAGCCAUUGAAGAGACCAUUGUUGCUGUCUCUUCUACUUCUUCACAACUUCCACCACAGCAAUCAUCAUCUCCAACAAAACAACUACCAGAGGCAGAGGAGGAAACCAAGUCUGCUCCGGCACCCGAGACAGAAUCAAAAGAAGCCAAAGACCAGCCAUUGGCAGCGCAAUCUCCCGAAGAAGUCUCCAUCUGGGGAAUACCUCUCUUGGCAGAUGAGAGAAGCGAUGUCAUUCUCUUGAAGUUCCUCCGAGCCAGAGAUUUCAAGGUCAAAGAUGCAUUCGCCAUGAUCAAGAACACAGUUAGAUGGAGGAAACAAUUCGGAAUUGAUGAAUUGGUCGAGGAAGAGUUGGAGAAUGAUGGUCUUGAGAAGGUGGUGUUCAUGCAUGGAGUGGACAAGGAAGGACACCCUGUUUGCUACAAUGUCUAUGGGGAAUUUCAAAACAAAGGGCUUUACCAGAAAACAUUCUCGGAUGAGGGGAAGAGACAGAGAUUCCUGAGGUGGAGGAUUCGGUUCUUGGAAAAGAGUAUCAGGAAAUUGGAUUUCAAUCCCGGUGGUGUUUGCACAAUUGUUCAGGUUAAUGAUUUGAAGAACUCUCCUGGACCAGGGAAGUGGGAGCUCAGACAAGCUACCAAACAGGCACUUCAUUUGCUCCAAGACAAUUAUCCUGAAUUUGUAGCGAAACAGGUGUUCAUCAAUGUGCCAUGGUGGUACUUGGCGGUCAACAGGAUGAUAAGCCCAUUUCUGACGCAGAGGACAAAGAGCAAGUUUCUUUUUGCUGGUCCUUCAAAAUCUGCAGAGACCCUUUUAAGGUACAUAGCAGCAGAGCAAAUACCAGUCAAAUAUGGAGGACUGAGCAUAGAUGGUGAAUUUGGCACAUCUGAUGCUGUCACAGAGGUUACAGUAAGACCUGCAUCCAAACAUACAGUGGAAUUCCCAGUCACUGAGAAAUGUAUUCUCAACUGGGAAGUCAGAGUUGUUGGUUGGGAAGUGAACUAUGGAGCAGAGUUUGUGCCAAGUGCAGAAGAAAGCUACACAGUAAUAAUUCAAAAGGCUCGGAAGGUUGCCUCCAAUGCAGAACCAGUAGUUUCCAAUAGUUUCAAAGUUGGUGAAUCUGGAAAAGUGGUUCUCACCAUUCGAAACCCAACCUCCAAGAAGAAGAAGCUUCUCUACCGCUUGAAGACCAAAGACUCUGAUGAUAUUCCAAAACAGAAAUGCUGAGUUCCUUGCAGAGUGGAGAAGUUUUUUGGGAUUCAUUAUAAAUCUUAUAGAAACAAAUGUUAGCUUAUGUUAUAUAUAUUAUGCCUGAUUUUUUUUUUUUUUUUUUAAUGUUCAACUAAAAUCCCAUUUUGGUAUUCUUUUAUAUUGGGUUUAAGGAGUUUCUCUGUUUUCUACCUUAUUGUAAUAUGUUGUGGUCUUUUUGAGAUCUUAAUCUUUUGUAAAAAAACUUGAAUUCAUAUGGUUUUGCCUGCGAUCUGGUAUUGGUAUAUAUGUAUAUGAAUGAAAAAUUACAUUUGCUA